AUGAACCUCUCUAAUGUCCAGAUCUUUCUGGCAUGGAUUCUCGGUGUACUUGCCGGUCUAGUAUUCUGCUCGGAGGAUGAGACUCGUCUGGUGAAAAACCUAUUUACUGGUUACAACAAGGUGGUCCGGCCCGUUAACCACUUCAGCGAAGCCGUAGUGGUCACCGUGGGACUGCAGCUAAUACAGCUCAUCAGUGUGGAUGAAGUUAACCAGAUUGUGACCAGUAAUGUCCGUCUCAGACAGCAAUGGCUAGAUGUGAACCUGAAGUGGAGUCCAGAUGAAUAUGGAGGCAUCCGGAAGAUCAGAGUCCCUUCAACCGACAUAUGGAAACCUGACCUGGUGCUAUACAACAACGCUGAUGGGGACUUUGCCAUCAUUCAUGAAACUAAAGUCCUGUUGGAGCACACUGGGAUGAUAACGUGGAACCCUCCAGCCAUCUUUAAGAGUUACUGUGAGAUUAUCGUCCUCCACUUCCCAUUUGACCUGCAGAACUGUAGCAUGAAACUGGGAACCUGGACAUACGAUGGACUGCUGGUCGUCAUCAAUCCAGACAGCGAUCGGCCUGACCUAAGUAACUUUAUGGAGUCGGGUGAAUGGGUGUUAAAGGACUACAGGAGCUGGAAACACUGGGUUUACUACACCUGUUGUCCUGACACACCUUACCUUGACAUAACCUACCACUUCCUGAUGCUGCGGCUGCCUCUCUAUUUCAUCGUCAACGUCAUCAUUCCCUGCAUGCUGUUCUCUUUUCUCACCGGACUGGUCUUCUACCUGCCUACUGACUCCGGUGAAAAGAUGACUCUAUCCAUCUCCGUCCUGCUGUCUCUGACUGUCUUCCUGCUGGUUAUCGUUGAGCUGAUCCCUUCCACUUCCAGCGCAGUGCCUCUCAUAGGGAAAUACAUGCUCUUCACAAUGGUGUUCGUCAUCGCCUCCAUCAUCAUCACAGUCAUCGUCAUCAACACACAUCACCGCUCGCCCAGCACGCACACCAUGCCCGCCUGGAUCCGCAAGGUCUUUAUCGAAACCAUUCCCAACAUGAUGUUCUUUUCAACAAUGAAGCGCCCCAGUCAGGAGAUCCGGCAGAAGAGGUUGUUCCCUACUGACAUGGACAUCUCUGACAUCUCAGGUAACCCCACCCCCACCAGUGUCACCUACCAGUCUCCCAUCGCUAAAAACCCCGAUGUCCGCAGCGCCAUCGAAGGCGUGAAAUACAUUGCUGAGACCAUGAAAUCAGACGAGGAAUCUAACAAUGCAGCGGAGGAGUGGAAGUUUGUUGCCAUGGUUUUGGACCACAUCCUGCUCUGUGUUUUCAUGGCUGUAUGCAUCAUCGGAACGCUUGCCGUCUUUGCUGGGAGACUCAUCGAGCUCAACAUGCUGUAGAGGCCCGACCCGUGGAGGGGCACGUCUGUUGUCAGAAUAGUCGUCACACUUGGAGAUGCAUCAGAAACAUGUUCAUCUUUGGUUCUGGUUGUGUUUGCUCUCUGUCUCCCUCACACACGUACAAAGUUUGAGUUCAUUUUCAAAUCACUCACGUGUCACCUUUGAAUGUGCACGUUUGUAUUUACUGAAAUUGAAGAGAAUGCAGUAGAGCUUGCCUCUUAAAGGCAUGAGUCUUGUGAUCUACAUGGGUCAUACUUGAAGUUAUUCUUGUUUAUUAUUUGAGUUUUUGUACGGUGUUUCAUUGCUGCGAUUCACUAUGGUGAGUGUAUGUUAUUACUCUCUUUUAAAAGCCAUAACAGUACAAAUGUAUUUGUUUUGCCUUUUUUGGCAGCUUGUUUUAAGGUUUGGGUCCGAGGAUUUUCUUAAAUGUUAAAACGGACUUCUAACAUGAAAUCACGUCCGCUGUGCCGAGGAUCAACUGAGAAUGGAUGCUGUAUAGCAAAUACCUGCUCUGUCUAUUAACAUUCUCCAUCCCGUUAUUGUACUGUAGGCCAGUCGAGGGCUUCGUUUAGAGGGAUACAUAGAAACGUGUUCAGUUUGUUCAAAACUGAGCUACAAAUUCUAUUUUAUUUCCAUCCAACUUUAUUGCCAGCUGUAAAGACCGAGUCUGGUUGAUGACACAGACUUGGUCUUUGAGUGCAGGCAAGAUAUAUUCCUGCCUGGAAGAUUGGUCAUUUAUUUUUUUGCCCGACACUUGACUUGUAAACUUUUCAUUUAUAUUUAUGGGUUAAGGUUGUGAACUGUGUAAAUAUGGCUUAGUGGCAAGGUUUGCUUUGUUGCUGCAUGUAAAUUCCUCUUUACUCUGUUGAACAGUUUAAGAGCUCAUUAGUUUUUAAUGUUGUUUCGAUAAAUGAUUUUCAGCCACACUGAAAGACUAUGGUUGAAAAUUGGUUUGAACUGCUCGUACUCUUUAAAGAAAAUCUCUUUUUCAGAGAAAAUCUGAAA
This is a messenger RNA of Etheostoma cragini (Arkansas darter), 2385 nucleotides long. RefSeq names its product cholinergic receptor, nicotinic, alpha 1 (muscle) (gene chrna1). The coding region runs from base 1 to 1380 and encodes 459 amino acids. Gene Ontology annotation, cellular component: postsynaptic membrane; neuron projection; synapse. The transcript is spliced from 10 exons. The record is from RefSeq and is a predicted model, not a curated record. Gene Ontology annotation, molecular function: acetylcholine-gated monoatomic cation-selective channel activity; transmembrane signaling receptor activity. NCBI's taxonomy places the organism in Eukaryota, Metazoa, Chordata, Actinopteri, Perciformes, Percidae. Gene Ontology annotation, biological process: regulation of membrane potential; chemical synaptic transmission; signal transduction.